Periophthalmus magnuspinnatus is the source of this 1337-nucleotide messenger RNA. RefSeq names its product calcyclin binding protein (gene cacybp). Gene Ontology annotation, molecular function: tubulin binding; S100 protein binding; ubiquitin protein ligase binding. Gene Ontology annotation, biological process: heart development. The record is from RefSeq and is a predicted model, not a curated record. The transcript is spliced from 6 exons. Lineage: Eukaryota; Metazoa; Chordata; Actinopteri; Gobiiformes; Gobiidae. The coding region runs from base 89 to 778 and encodes 229 amino acids. Gene Ontology annotation, cellular component: nucleus.
GAAAAUGAAAGCAGAAGGAGAACGAGCGGCGCGUGCGUUGUGUUGAAAACAGGACGUUCUAUUGCUCGUACUAAAAUAAACCAGGACAAUGGAUCUAACGGAGCAGAUCAAUCAGUUGGAGGCAGACUUGACAGAACUUGGGUCCCUUUUGGAGAAAGCAGAGCGAAAGAGAGUUAAAGAUGUUUUGACACAAGAAGUAAAGAAAGUGGAGAAAGAGCUCUCUGUCAAAAAACAACAGAAGGAGCAACUUGCCAGAAAAGAUGUGAAUCCCCCAACAGCCUCUAAAGCGGCAUACACAGUCAAAAUCACGAACUAUGCAUGGGACCAGUCUGAUAAAUUUGUGAAAAUCUACCUCACACUGAAGGAUGUGCACAAGAUUCCAUCAGAAAAUGUUGAAGUCACUUUUACAGAAAGUUCACUUUCUGUGCUGGUAAAGGAACUUGAUGGAAAGAACCAUCAGAUGAACAUUCUAAGUCUAUUACACCCUAUCAAUGAGAAGGACAGUUAUAAAAAGGUAAAAACAGACAUGCUUCUGAUAAUGUGUAAGAAACAGUCCACACAAAAGUGGGACUACCUAACAAAAGUGGAAAAGCAGUCCAAAGACAAAGACAAACCAAAAAUGGAGGACAAUUCAGAUCCCAGCGACGGCCUGAUGAACAUGCUCAAAAAGAUUUAUGAUGAAGGAGACGAUGAGAUGAAGAGAACGAUCAACAAAGCAUGGUCAGAAUCCCAGGAGAAGAAAAUAAGAGGAGGAGCUGCAGACAUGAUGGACUUUUGAGCUUGAAUCACCUCUUCCAUCACUGGACCACCAAGUGAGACAUAGGGUUGAACAUGUUAGAUUAAACCCACUACACCCAAGAGUUUAUAUCAACUUUACCACGCAGAUCUAUCAUUACUUCUAUUGUACUUAUAUGUUAUUAUUACAUAUAAAGCUCUAAUACAAACAGGAAAGCAUCUUACCUAAAAUAUAUGAGACUGAGUGUUAUGCAUUUGUCUGUAGUUGCACUCAAAAGACGCCAUUUGUGUGUACUUUCAUUUUCUGUCAUUCCUUAAAUAGAUGAAGGUAUUCCUAAAAAAUGGCUGCGCAAGUGUCAUUCCAAAAAUAUCCAAAUAUAUUAAUGUGUGCUGUCUCCAUAGAAGUAAUAGAUUUUGCCAUAAAAUGUCAACCCACAUGGCUGUUUAAUAUAUUCCAUAAUAAUGUCAAUGUAAACUUUAAUGUUAUGUAAAGUUAAUGCCUGACAAGACCUGUUUAUGUCUAAACUCAUUUGUGUUGUUUCUUUUAAAAAAGCAACUAAGACACAUCAAAACUCAGAACUAAUAAAAAUGGACUGUAUUUA